CAGAGAUAAGUCGCAAUGUGUCCGUUACAUUUCUCCUUACACCAGGAAGCCCGUUCGUGUGGCAAUAAUGUCAAGUCAUUGGAUAUCCCAAUUCAAGAAUAUAUUUCAACAGUAGAGACGACUGGAUAUAUGUACCUAGUUAUGUUUCAUAACAUUACAGGUCUCAUGGGAACCGACACGUAACCAUACAGCCAAACAUACGACGAUGCAAGAAGAAAACUUGAAACAUUUUAGAGAAAUAACGAAAACAGUUACCAUCUAUGAAAUUUACGUUUUUUUCCGGAAUCAUGAUGUCUUGAUGUACAAGCCCACAGGUGUGGUCGUGGCUGCGUGAGGAUGGUUCGUCCCAGACCGUCCAAGUGUCUGUUGGUCAUCAUGCAUCUACUGUAUCCACUCAGUAUUGCCAGUCGUCAAUGUCCCCUGGGAUUCCAUGGUUCUAACUGUGCAAAACAAAAUAUAGCCUUCCAUCAAACUACUUACCAAAGCAGCACAUAUGAAGAUCACAAGGCCAGUUUGGUCGUUGAUGGAAAUACCAACACUGAUAUCGACGACGGAAAAUCGUGUUCCCUGACAGGUGAUCACAACCCAAGCUUCUGGUCUGUGUCGCUGAGGAAGCCUGUGAAAAUCAUUCAGAUUACUCUGUAUCUUCGAAAUAAGUAUGCCCAGAGGUACAGCAACAUGGUGGUGUUAGUGGACAAUGUAGCCUGUCAGAAGGUAUUUGUACAAGGCACCGGAACUCAGGAUCCCACAAGGCCAAAUCCCGUGAAUGUCAGCUGUCUGUCACCUCUGGUCGGCAGGAAUGUUUCAAUACACGUUGACAGUUCUUUCUUUUCUUUAUGUGAAGUACAAAUAUGGGAUUGUAUUGAUGAAUGGUUUGGUUCGGACUGUGAACGUCCAUGUCAUUGCCUGCCAGGUUGCAAUGUUUGUGACAAAGUGACAGGCUUCUGUACAUGUGGACGUGACAUCGGGUGGCAGGGAAUCGGAUGUCACACAGAAUGUGCCAGGUACAGCUAUGGCAACAGAUGUUCCUCCCAAUGCGGUCACUGCAAGAACUCUGCGCCAUGUCAUCAUAUUACUGGUGUGUGUCCUCAAGGAUGUGACGCAGGGUGGAAGAUGGAUACAUGUGAUGAAGAAUGUGCCAGGUACAACUAUGGCAACAACUGUUCCCAACAAUGCGGUCACUGCAAGAACUCUGCGCCAUGUCACCAUGUUACUGGUGUGUGUCCUCAAGGGUGUGACGCAGGGUGGAAGAUGGAUACAUGUGAUGAAGAAUGUGCCAGGUACAACUAUGGCAACAACUGUUCCCAACAAUGCGGUCACUGCAAGAACUCUGCGCCAUGUCACCAUAUUACUGGUGUGUGUCCUCAAGGGUGUGACGCAGGGUGGAAGAUGGAUACAUGUGAUGAAGAGGACGCACCGUCGAAAGCAGAUUCCUUGAGACACGCCCCUAUUGAAGGCAUAGUUGGUGGAAGUGGUGCUGCAGUUCUGGUCCUAGUCCUGGUAAUUGUAGGAAUCUGGAUGGGGAUCCGCUCAAAGAGAAAGCGACAGAGACGCAGCAAUCAGACACAGUUGCAGGAAAGUGUCACAAUGUCGGAUGUAACUUCUCACAGUGGAGGCCCUGUGUAUGAGGCACUCUCACACACUUCGGAUUCUAAGAACGUCUAUGGCAUAAUUGAAAAUAGUGACUGUUAUCAUAAAACUGCCUCGCAUCCUGGUAUAGGAGGGACAUGCGAUACUGCAGGACCACGUCUGAUGUGCGUUGUUGGAUGCGUUUAGUGACUUGCAAUGUGCAUGCUAUGCUUCAAAAUCUACCCAUGGUAGCUGUAACAUCAAAUACUAUAUUACUGCUGAGUCGAAUUUCGAUCUCAUUCAUACUAAUUUAACAUAUUAGCUUUUGAAGAUUCAUCUGUAUUUCCUUUUUCAUAUUGCAAUAUCAGUAUUUCAGUAUUUCAUUACUGUUUUUUCUUAUUUGACAAUACAAUGGUCCUUUCGCAAAUGAGAUCUUCUUUCCUAUUACCUAUCACUGGGUUAUAAUAUGUAUGUGAGGACUCAGGUUGCAAAAGGCGUUAUAUGAACAAGGAUUCCGAGAAGAAAUCUCAAUCACAUCUUAAUCAUGUUUAUUUGAAUAUUUUAGAUGUCAACGCCCAACGCUUUUCAUCCGGGUCUGAAACAUUCCGGAAUCAAAGUAGGAAGGUUUGCGGAAACGUAACCUUUCAUCUUCUGCAUAUCCUUAGACUCGCACAUACACAACACAAUCGCCAACAAGAAGGAAAACAUAAAGGAACACUCACUCGUGAAUCAUAGUAACUCAGAGAAUAUCACGAUAAUUACCCUCAUCCUUUUGUAAUCUGCAUUGCUAGUUCAUAUUGUUUCAAUAAACAUAUACAUGAACAAUAAUUUUAUUAUUAUAUAUGUGUGUGUGUCAUAUGUGUAGUAUCAAGUGUUUCGUGUGUAUACUGUAAAUCUGGAAAUUAAUGCGUCUCCAAAUUAAUACGACUGCUGACCCCCAGCCAAACAUGCGACUCAAUAUCAAUGCGACUCCCCCCACCCCAGUGGAAUGAUACAUAUCCUUACCGUGUUUUCCUAAAUACAACACACUGUUUAUAUGUUUACUUUGUUCACUGUCAUUAAGGAAGUUCAAAGGCAAUAAAAUAAUUGAACCAACUGA
Molecule: messenger RNA, 2668 nt
Organism: Haliotis rufescens (red abalone)
Lineage: Eukaryota; Metazoa; Mollusca; Gastropoda; Lepetellida; Haliotidae
Product: multiple epidermal growth factor-like domains protein 10
Exons: 14
Coding region: 337-1776 (479 amino acids)
Molecular function (GO): scavenger receptor activity
Source: RefSeq, a predicted model, not a curated record